AUGUGCGGUAUACUAGCCAUUUUUCAUUCAUCUAUAGAAAAACAUCGAUUAAGAAGGAAGGCCCUAAAUUUAUCAAAAAUACUGAGACAUAGGGGACCCGACUGGAACGGCAUCGUAGUUGAGGAGAAUGAUGAUGGGACGACAAAUGUGCUGGCACAUGAACGUCUAGCUAUAGUAGACGUAUUAUCUGGUCACCAACCCUUAUAUGAUGAUGAAGAAGAGGUAUGUUUAACAAUAAAUGGAGAAAUAUAUAAUCAUUUGGAAUUAAGAAAAUUAAUAAAAGAAGAGAAUUUGAAUAAAUUAAAAAGUUGUUCUGAUUGUGCAGUGAUACCAAAUUUAUUUAAAAUAUAUAAAGAGAAAAUUCCAUCCAUGUUAGAUGGUAUAUUUGCGGGUGUAAUUAGUGACAAGAAAAAUAAUACAUUUUUUGCUUUUCGAGAUCCUAUAGGUAUAUGUCCAUUAUAUAUAGGUUAUGCAGCUGAUGGCUCUAUAUGGUUUUCAUCUGAAUUUAAAGCCUUAAAAGAUAAUUGUAUAAGAUAUGUAAUAUUUCCCCCUGGUCAUUAUUAUAAGAAUAAUAAAAAUAAAGGAGAAUUUGUUAGGUACUAUAACCCUAAUUGGUGGUCUUUAAAUAAUAGCAUACCAAAUAAUAAAGUCGAUUUUAAUGAAAUACGUAUACAUUUAGAAAAGGCAGUAAUAAAAAGAUUAAUGGGUGAUGUGCCUUUUGGUAUCUUAUUAUCAGGAGGAUUAGAUUCAUCCAUAAUUGCUGCAAUCCUUGCUAAGCAUUUAAAUAUUUUAGAUAACAAAAAUGGGAAAAGCAUUCAAAAUGGUAAUGAUAAAAAGAGUAACAACAAUGGAAAUGAGAGCAACAAUAAUAAUAAUAAUAAUAAUUUUAAUAAUAACAACUCAGGACCUCAAAAACUGAGAAGCUUUUCUAUAGGUUUAAAAGGCUCUCCUGAUUUAAAAGCAGCAAAAGAGGUAGCUGAAUAUUUAGGUAUAGAACAUACCGAAUUUUAUUUUACUGUUGAAGAAGGUAUAGAUUCAUUACAUGAUGUAAUUUAUCAUAUAGAAACGUAUGAUAUUACCACUAUACGUGCAUCUACACCUAUGUAUAUUUUAUCAAGAUUAAUUAAAAGUAGUUGUGUUAAAAUGGUUUUAAGUGGGGAAGGUUCGGAUGAAAUAUUUGGAGGGUAUCUAUAUUUUCAUAAAGCACCUAAUAAAGAAGAAUUUCAUAGAGAACUUCAAAGAAAAAUACAUGAUCUACAUUAUUAUGAUGUACUAAGAGCCAAUAAAUCUACUAUGGCCUUUGGUAUUGAAGCAAGGGUACCCUUUUUAGAUAUACAAUUCUUGAAUGUUGUUAUGAAUAUUGACCCACAAGAUAAAAUGUGCUCAAAUAAUAAAAUAGAAAAAUAUAUUUUAAGAAAAGCAUUUGAAGGAUAUUUACCUGAACAUAUCCUAUACAGACAAAAAGAACAAUUCUCAGAUGGUGUUGGAUAUAAUUGGAUUGAUGGAUUAAAACAAUAUGCAGAAAAAAAAAUAUCAGAUAUUCAAUUUUCAAGAGCAAAAUUUCUUUUCCCAUAUAAUACACCCAAAACCAAAGAAGGAUAUCUAUACAGAUGUAUUUUCUCAGAGUGCUUCCCUGAACAAUGUGCACAAGAAUCAGUACCACAAGGAGAAUCCAUCGCAUGCUCAACUAGUAAAGCCGUUGAAUGGGAUGAAAGUUUUAAACAAAAUGCUGACCAGUCAGGUCGAUCGGUUCUAGGAAUACAUAGACACUCGAAGCAAUUUGAUGAUGUAAAAUGUAUUCCGUUACAAAAUCAAGAAAGCAUCAAUUAUUAA
This is a messenger RNA of Plasmodium falciparum 3D7, 1833 nucleotides long. RefSeq names its product asparagine synthetase B (gene AS). Gene Ontology annotation, biological process: L-asparagine biosynthetic process; L-glutamine metabolic process. The record is from RefSeq and is a predicted model, not a curated record. Gene Ontology annotation, molecular function: asparagine synthase (glutamine-hydrolyzing) activity. Lineage: Eukaryota; Apicomplexa; Aconoidasida; Haemosporida; Plasmodiidae.